UCCUCUUCCAAGCCCACUGUAUCAUACUGAUAUCUAUCCCAUCAAACAAAAUGAGACUUUCCGCUCCCCUCCUUCUCCUCCCCACCUUCCUCACCUGCAUCCUCGCCAACCCGCUCCAGAUCCAAAUCCUCGAGGACGACGAGGAGGCCUCUACCUCUUUCCCCGCCGACGAGAAGCAUUACUGCGGCGGGUUGGGCGCGCUGUGUCAGGUCAAGACCCCUAAGCUGAUCUGGAUCUGCGACUGUCCCCAUAAGACCAAAUGCGAGUCCCGGGUCGUUCAUGCCGGUGCGAGUUACUGGUAUUGCAGUGUCCCGAAGUGAGGUUUGCUGAUGAGGGAAGGACUAGAUGGAGGUGUAGGUGUUGUGGGAGAGGGGCCUACGGU
Molecule: messenger RNA, 382 nt
Organism: Aspergillus aculeatinus CBS 121060
Lineage: Eukaryota; Fungi; Ascomycota; Eurotiomycetes; Eurotiales; Aspergillaceae
Exons: 2
Coding region: 51-320 (89 amino acids)
Source: RefSeq, a predicted model, not a curated record